AUGGGUGCGUCCAGUACAGCAAGGCUGCCAUCACUGGGCGCGCAGUCCAUCCCACCGCUCUUCAGCCAUCUACAGCACACCUCGAACGCAAAAGUAAUCGCGCGAUGGAGCAUCACCAUCCGCUCAUUUCGUGCUGUACCUGUUCCGACCAAUGCAUGGCCGUCUUCUGACCAGUAUGACUCUUCUUUCGCUCGAGAUUCAUUCGACACUGAUGACCUCUCCGGAAGCAACAAUGCCUACGCUUCUUCCUCUUCCGGCUCGAAUCAAAUCAGUAACAUUGGCGGUACUUCUUCGGCAACAGGAGGAUCAAGCUCAUCCGCAUCAGGUGCACCGCCACUCACCAAGCCGAGGACGAUGUGGCAGGUCUGGCUAUCAGAUCAUCCUGGCGUGGUGUUUGUGAUUGUAGAGGACACUGGCAGACCUUCGCGAGCGAAAGCUUGGCGUGAUUGGGAGGUGUCGACCAAGAAAUGGAAGAAUUUGAAACGGCGUGAGAUUGAGGCUCGUCGCAAGCAGCAGCACAAGACUUGGCCAGAAGCCGUGAAAGAGGCUGAGCAGCAACACGAUGAAUCGAAGGACACAACGACAGGAGCACAGGACAAUACUGACGGCUCAGACAACAAGCCUGCAGCUGUUCCGACCCAGAGCGCAGAAGCCAUAGGAGAGGAUGCAGUGCCGAUGGAUGUAGAUACAGCCACCACAGAGAAGACAGCAGAGACGAAAUCUGCGACGACAUCUGCGACGACAUCAACAUCGACAGGAGAAGUGCAGGCGGGGCCUAAUCCAUCCGCGUCCGCAGAGCAAGCUACUGAAACAGAGCAGCUACAACAAGCAGCAGAAGACAUCAUCGAGACAGCAGGACCAAAACCUAAACUUCGACUCCCUUCUCAUACACGCUAUACUGUAUCUGCCGUCACUUCAUCAAUGUCCGCCAUGUUGACCGGCCUCAACCUUCCGCCACCACAUGGUGCUCCUGCUGGCACAGCUGGCCCAGGCGCAUGGGUCCCGCGAGGUGCCGCAGUCUCGAUCGAAGGCUUAGUCCUUGAAAUCAACAGUCAGAACCUGAAUGCGCUUCCAGGUAUCUCGCCUGCUCUUGCUUCUGUAUCUUCUAUCGACGACACGACCACAGUGUCCCCAAGCAACGGUACAGGUAGAUCUGCUGCGAAUGGUUCAGGCGGAGUAGACUGGAGAGUGCGAGUUGGCAGUGUUAUGGGAGGAGGCGGUCGAAGUGCAGGCGCCAUCGUCGAAGCCGAGUUCUUGCCAGUCUCCACAUUGCUGCCGACAUCAAAGUUCAUGCAUGACUUUUUGCACUCGCUAUUCCCGCCCGGGCUUGUGCCUAUGCCACCACCUGCACCCACAUCUGUUCCCGGAAUGCUCAACCAGAAUGGGUUGCGAGUUUCCGGAGGACUGUCGCAAGCAGCGAGCGCAACAGGGACACCAAGAGCUAUGAAUGCAACACUCGGAUCUGCUACCGGUAUGAAUGGGGAUGGUGCAGUCGCAGGACCGGCUGGUAGGGGAUCAGGCUUCAGCUACACGAUUGGCGGAGGGGCUGGAGCGGGAGCUGCACCUCCUAACCGCCACUUCAACAUUCCAGUCGUGUCAGAUCAGCUGUGGGAAGAAGUGGUUCCGCGCUCCGGCGAAGGCUGGCGGCAACGCAUUGCAAAGCGAUCUUACCAAUUGCGACAAGCAGCUCGUCAGCAACGCAGGCAACGAAAGAAUGCGACGCAGAACCGAGAUCAGGUCUCGAGCGCAGCAGCAAAGAAGCAUAACCCAACUCAAGACGCCUAUGCCUGGCACGCUUUCGGAUCCGACGACGACGCAGAGGCGCACACCAACCGAGACUGGCAAGAUGAAAAUGAAGACGACCUAUCUUCCUCGGCUUCUGAAGCAGAGCAAGCAACCCCCAAUUCAACUGCAGGCGCAUCAGCAGGCGGGUUGCCAGGCGGGUUGCUGGGCACAGCGGUGACAGUGCAGCAAGCGGACGAAGACGACGACGAUGAUGACGAUGACUGUCCAUUGGGAGCGCCUAUCUGGUCAAACGCUAGUCCUAAUUCUGCUGCGCCCAAUUCGGCAAACCCGCUCUCCGGCACUCCGGCAACAGCUCCCGAGUCAGUGCAGACAAAGAAGGAGGACACUGUCCAGCUCAUCUUCCAAGGUCUGAGACCGGAUCAAGGAAGCGAAAGUGCCGCAGAAGCCGACGGAUGGACUGGCAUCGAAAGAGGAAGAAGGAUCGCCUUUCAGUAUGUGCAGAUGCUCAGGGCCGAAGGCAUCAUCUAG
Messenger RNA from Ustilago hordei, 2274 nucleotides. RefSeq lists its product as uncharacterized. The record is from RefSeq and is a predicted model, not a curated record. The coding region runs from base 1 to 2274 and encodes 757 amino acids. Lineage: Eukaryota; Fungi; Basidiomycota; Ustilaginomycetes; Ustilaginales; Ustilaginaceae. The transcript has a single exon.